UGUCUCUUAACUGGUCUCUGCUAGAAACUUACUGAUUUCCUUAAUGGCACGGGAAGAUUUGGACUGGCUGUCAUGCAUCUAAGCUGUCAUUGUGAUGCAUCGUUCUUCCUAAUGGCAAUGCUCCAGUGGCGGCGAUGAACUUUAACCCAGACGCUACAGCUCCUGAAACUGGAUGGUGGCCUAGCUGACCGUCUGAGGCUCUAGGAACUCCGUCUGGUCCAGCCGAGUUGCCUAGCUGAUCGCCUGAGCCAAGACUAACUCCGACUGAUCCAGCCGAGUUGCCUAACUGACCGUUCGAGUCAAGGCGCUAACUACGCCUGCUCCAGCGGAGACCGAUGGGGGCGACGGCAGCGACCCUGGUGAUGAGACAGAGGCGGAUCGAGCACCGCGGCACGGGCGUGCUAGCUCCUCGCGAGGAUGUCACAUCGCCCCUGAACGCCUGCUACUAUAGGAUGGAGACGUUAGUGAGAGAGAUGCAGAGUCCCGAGACCGGGGUGCCGGUCCGCAGCCAGAAACUGUUCCUCACGACCAUCCCCUCAGCCUUCACAGGCUAUGAUAUCAUGGAAUGGCUAAUGUCAAACCUCAGCAUCGAUGAGAGUGCGGAGGCCCUGCAUCUGGCCUCGCUGCUCUGCCAGCACGGAUAUAUCUUCCCCGUUGGUGAGGGCAAGACUCUCCAGGUCAGGGACGAUUCGUCCCUGUACAGGUUUCAGACUCCCUACUACUGGCCGUCGCAGAAUCACGUGCCCGACCCCACAGACUAUGCCAUCUACAUCCAGAAGAAAAUGAUCAGAGGAAAACAAAAAGACGCGCUGGAGGAAUAUGAAAUGGAAGCAUACGACCAGCUGAAGAAAACGCUCUCGUCAAAAUGGGAAUUUAUUGUUAUGCAAGCGGAAGAACAGCUGAAGGCUGCGAAGGAGCGCUCCAGAGGCGACAAGCUGGUGGCGGACAGCCAGGAGCGUGCCUACUGGCGGGUGUACAUGCCGCCGCCGGGGUUCACCAGCAGCCUGGAGUGCCGGCCCGUGCAGCCGGGCAGGGCGGCCGCUACCGGCACCGAACGGAACAGCCGGGCCAGCCUCACUGCGGAGCUACGGCAUCUCCGUGGCUGUUUGAUGCGGGCGCGCUCCAAGGUGUCCCAGGCCGCCGAGUGUCUGGUGGCCAGCUACGAGACCUACCUGGAGUUUGACCCGCUGCUGUCACCCGUGCUGCCCAGCAACCCGUGGCUCACCGACGACCCCACGUUCAUGGAGCUUGGCCAGCCCCUGGUGGAGUGCCCGACGGAGUGGCGCGUGCGCCGCUGGGCCAUUAGUCUGGAUGAGCUGGCUGCCGACCCGACUGGCCUUCACGAGAUCACCAAAUGUAUGCAGAAGGAGCACAGUCACGAGAACAUCCGAUUCUGGACGGCCGUCCACCAGCUGAGGAAGGCGGCUCUCAGUGACGUGGAGAGCCGAGUCAGCGCCAUUUACUCCGAGUUUUUACGUCCCGGUGCACCGUGUGAGAUCAACAUAGACGGCAGAACCAUGGAGAAGACCCAGAAGCUGAUGAAGAACCCGAGCCGCUUCACGUUCGACCAGGCUGCCGACCACGUCUACGAGCUGCUACUGAAGAAAGAUUGCUACCCGCGCUUCCUGCGGUCCGAACACUACGGCAACCUGCUCACCAACGCCGUCAACCCCUCGUCAAAGAAACGGCAGCUGUUUUCAUUCGGUGGUGUCGGUAAAAAGAAGACGCUGACCACGACCUCCUCCAAAUUGAGCUUGGCAACGGGCACGGCGACCCGCUCAGAUCAGGAGCAGGGGAACUGUGCAGAGACUCCCAGCGCUGCCAGCGCCGGUAUCUUCCUGGGCGUGUCUCCCCGGGCUGUCUCCCUGCCCAAGCUGACGCUACCGUCACCUUCUUCGCCCCUGCUCUCUCCGGCCGGUUCGGCUUCAGCGCCCGUCACCUCCUCCUCGCCGCGCAACGGGCCCUCGACAGCUCCCGGUCCGACGGUGGCUGCCUUCAGCAGUCCUGCCGCCCAGCAGCGACACCAGCAGCCUGAGGAAACCGGUCCGGCUGCAAAAACAGCGAAGAAGAAAGAUAAAACGGUGAGCUGGACACGACAUUUUUGACAAGACUCAACACAAAGUAAAACGUUUAGUUCGAAGAAGGCAGAAAUGCCACAUUAUAUUAUAUGCGAUUAUGCAUUAUGCACAUUUGUCUGACGGCGUGGCUCUAUUGGCGGUCCUAAAAAGGUUUGCCUUGUAAUUACAUGUGGCAGGACGUAAAAUGUGGGGGAAAGUAUGCUAAGGACGGUAAUGGGGUGCUCCACCGGUGGAUGUGGACGGC
Amphibalanus amphitrite is the source of this 2322-nucleotide messenger RNA. Its product is annotated as regulator of G-protein signaling 7-like. The transcript is spliced from 14 exons. Bases 336 to 2105 code for a protein of 589 amino acids. Gene Ontology annotation, biological process: intracellular signal transduction; G protein-coupled receptor signaling pathway; regulation of G protein-coupled receptor signaling pathway. The record is from RefSeq and is a predicted model, not a curated record. NCBI's taxonomy places the organism in Eukaryota, Metazoa, Arthropoda, Thecostraca, Balanomorpha, Balanidae.